Molecule: messenger RNA, 5340 nt
Organism: Tyto alba (common barn owl)
Lineage: Eukaryota; Metazoa; Chordata; Aves; Strigiformes; Tytonidae
Gene: MMP24
Product: matrix metallopeptidase 24
Exons: 9
Coding region: 1306-3111 (601 amino acids)
Biological process (GO): proteolysis; collagen catabolic process; extracellular matrix organization
Cellular component (GO): extracellular matrix
Molecular function (GO): zinc ion binding; metalloendopeptidase activity
Source: RefSeq, a predicted model, not a curated record
GGGGCCGGGGCGGCGAGGCCGGUGGUGCCGCAGCUGGGACCGGGAGCGUGGGCCCUGGGUUGUGCGCUGUGUUGGCCCGCGGGCGGGCCGGCAGGCCGGGUGGGCAGCAGCUCCCCGGCUGCUCCGCGCCCGGCUCCGGACCCGUCUCCACGCCUGGGCGCUACAGCCCGCCAGAAGUCUUUCUGCAUCUCCUGUAGGCCCUCGUCCCUCCAAAGCGGCCGGUCUUGGUAGCUUCUGCUGGGCUGGCCUCAGGUGUGCGGCCACAGUCGCUGGCAGUUCCCCUGACUGUGCCAGGGCAGGUCGGGAACCGGCAGGCGAAGUCAGAUGUGCCCCUCCUGGGUGCGCUUCCCGGAGGAGCUUCUCUUAGUGCCCAGGCAGGCAUCGUGUGGUGUCCCGUUCCCUUGCCCGGUGCCGCGUCUGAAUCUGGCUGGGAGGGAAGGGGGCUAUGCGAGGGUAGCCUCACUCAGAGCUGCUUUGGUUAGUGUGCUCUGCCCUUGAUGCUCAUGGGCAGCUUAUUUUGGUCAGACUGAAGGUCUGCGUGUUCCAGCACACUGUUUGUCAGAGGCCAAAGCUAGAUGCCAAGGCAAUAGUAGCAAGUGUCCAGUUUCCAAGUAGUUUUGCAGUUUGGCUUUGCCUUGAGCCACUUGUGAUGCCUGUGUUGAAUAGUGCUGAAUGUCCAUUUACUUGGUAAACUCUAGUAAGCCUGGACUAGAUGCUGUCUUAUACCUUCUUUCUCCUGCUUUGGAAGCAAGGCCUUUCUCUUUUCCUAACGGAUCCUGGUAUCUCCUUGUUGCCACAAAGAAAUGGGGAUUGUUCUCUGUGUGUUCCUGACUUGAGCCCCUUUCCUGCUGCUGUGUUAUGUUAAGGGAAGAUGUGUUUCUGCUCUCCCCCCUGCUCUGAGUGAUCAGGCUGUCAGUGUGAGAGCAGUGUUCACAGGUGAUUCAUCAGCUCUUGAGUGUUGAGGACUGUGUCCUGUGGCUCAGGUGGAUUGUCCUCGUGGCUGGAAAAAGCUUACAGGUUAUAUGUCGAUCUUACAGUAAUCCUGAUUUAAGUAUUGAAUCAGAGGGCUGCGGUAUUGGCCAGAAGAAAGAAGUAUUGGGGUGUGUGCAUAAAAAUUUAUGGUGAAAAGUUUAUGCAAGCAAGCCUUUGUUCAUGUUUUAUUGGCAUGUGCACUUAAUGGUGAAUUAAUAUUCCUUUUUCUCGUGGUAUGAAAGUGUGGGGGAGUGGAAAGGGGGGAGGAAAAAUAAAUCUUGAAUUAAUGGGUGUUUGUGAAAAUGCUGUCCUUAGCGUUUUGACAAGAUUGACAUGUGGUUUUGUCUAAGGCUGCAUUUUAGGGGGGAGGCAGAGAAAGGGACAAAGCUCCUUGAGGAGAGUUGUCUGUUUUCCUGUUCUGACAGUUUGCUGGAUAUCUGCUAUCAGGGUUGGUUAAAAACUUACGGCUACUUACUUCCAUCUGACAGCCAGAUGUCUGCCUUGCAGUCGGGAAAAGCUGUGCAGUCUGCAGUUGCAACUAUGCAACAGUUCUAUGGGAUCCCAGUAACAGGAGUUUUGGACCAGACAACUAUUGAGUGGAUGAAGAAGCCUCGGUGUGGAGUUCCAGAUCAUCCCCACCUACGCCAUAGCCGGAGGAAAAAGCGGUAUGCGCUAACGGGACAAAAGUGGAGGCAGAAGCAUAUAACCUACAGUGUACACAACUAUACCCCCAAGGUUGGAGAGAUUGAUACAAGAAGAGCCAUUCGUCAGGCAUUUGAUGUUUGGCAGAGAGUGACACCACUUACAUUUGAAGAGGUCCCUUACCAUGAAAUUAAAAAUGACAGAAAGGAGGCAGAUAUUAUGAUAUUUUUUGCUUCUGGUUUCCAUGGAGACAGUUCUCCAUUUGAUGGAGAAGGUGGAUUCCUAGCUCAUGCUUACUUUCCUGGACCAGGAAUAGGAGGAGAUACUCACUUCGAUUCAGAUGAGCCAUGGACCCUGGGAAAUUCUAAUCAUGAUGGGAAUGAUCUCUUUCUGGUUGCAGUCCAUGAGCUGGGACAUGCACUGGGUCUGGAACACUCCAAUGAUCCCAGUGCUAUCAUGGCUCCUUUCUACCAGUACAUGGAAACACACAACUUCAAACUGCCCCAGGAUGACCUCCAAGGAAUUCAGAAAAUCUAUGGUCCUCCUGUUGAGCCCCUGGAGCCAACCAGGCCUUUACCGACUCUUCCUGUUCGCAGAAUUCACUCCACAUCAGAAAGAAAACACGAGAGACAGCCAAGACCUCCUAGUCCUCCUCUGGGUGAUAGGCCAUCUCCUCCCGGCAUGAAACCAAACAUCUGUGAUGGCAACUUUAACACCGUGGCUCUCUUUAGAGGAGAAAUGUUUGUUUUCAAGGAUCGCUGGUUCUGGCGUCUGCGCAACAACCGAGUGCAGGAGGGAUAUCCCAUGCAAAUUGAGCAGUUCUGGAAAGGCCUCCCUGCAAAGAUUGAUGCAGCCUAUGAGCGAUCUGAUGGAAAAUUCGUUUUCUUCAAAGGAGACAAAUACUGGGUUUUUAAAGAAGUGACAGCAGAGCCAGGAUACCCACACAGUCUGGUGGAGCUGGGCAAUUGUCUGCCCCGGGAAGGCAUUGACACGGCUCUGCGUUGGGAGCCAGUAGGCAAAACCUACUUCUUCAAAGGUGACAGGUACUGGAGGUACAAUGAGGACAAGAGAGCAACGGACCCAGGAUACCCAAAGCCCAUCACCGUGUGGAGAGGAAUCCCUCAGGCUCCACAGGGAGCUUUUAUCAGCAAAGAAGGCUUUUAUACCUACUUUUACAAAGGGAAGGAGUAUUGGAAGUUCGAUAAUCAGAGGCUGAGUGUGGAGCCAGGCUACCCCAGGUCAAUCCUCAAAGACUGGAUGGGCUGUAACCAGAAGGACGUUGAACGAAGCAAAGACAGACGCCUCCCCCAUGACGAUGUGGAUAUUAUGGUGACAAUAAACGAUGUGCCUAGCACUGUAAAUGCAAUUGCGGUUGUGAUCCCUUGCAUUUUGUCUCUGUGUAUCCUUGUCUUGGUAUACACAAUCUUCCAGUUUAAAAACAAAGAGGUGCAGCAAAAUGUUGUGUAUUACAAAAGACCUGUCCAGGAAUGGGUAUGACAUAGCCUGCUGCACAUUUCAACUCAUUAUCUGAUGAGGACUAUGGACAAAAAAAAAAAAAAAAGAAAAAAAAAAAUGCAUUCAACAGCCUACCAAACAAAACUACUUCAAUGACCUACAAGUUUUGGACAGCCUGGGACUAAAAGAAGCAGGAAAACUGGAAAAAAAUACAGGCAGUCUUGCAGUGUGGAGCCUCUUUCCUUCUUACUGCCUCAGCCGCAUGUCAGUCUUGGUGUGCCGUCCUCCACAGGCUCACUCUGCUAACAUCAGUCUUCAAGACAGGUUUCAACUGACUGGGAAACUUCCUUCAGUUCCCUGCAUCAGUGCUCCCUGUUAAACCCAGCAUUCUCCAGUGUAGCUAAACCACCUCUGAACAGAACCAUUUUUUUAAUAGCUGUCUCAUAAAUGAAUUAAGAUCAUGAAAUCUAUGAACAGGAACAAUUCAGUGUCAUAAGCAGAAGACAUUCUGAUGCUGAACCAUUCUAAAAGAUCUUCUUAGUUUAUUACAAAUUCCAGGAAAUUACCUGGAUACAGUUUUCCAAUACCUGCUGGUCAGAUGUUUUGUACAUUCAUAACUAAUCAACGCUGCCACUCAGCACAGUGCAUGAAGAACCACUAAGCACUCAGAGAGGUAAAUGAGUGCAGAGCAGAAGCUCAAGCAGCACCAAACCAGACACCAUAAUGUUACCUGGCAACACCAAGCCCUAGAUUGGGACAAGCUGAAGAGAAAGUAAGUGGGUCCAAAAAACCAAUCAUGGGAAUAAUCAUUUUUGGUUUGGGAGCCAUUCAUGAAACAAAUAUUUACAUGUCAUAUGAUGUUGUUUUAAGCUCCCAUCAGCAAGAAACAAUGAACCAAUGGUCACCGAUCUACUGAAAAAUAUGUAUAGACGUAGACUGCACUCUGCUCCUGUUAAGAUGCUGGGAAAAGAUGAAUUGUUGUUACGUGGCAUGUAUAACUAGAUUGUGGAAUUUGUAUGUUGGGUUUCAGGAGAAUGGAAAUGUUUGUUUGGAGUGAGACCAUCAUCAUAUUUUGCUGAAAUAGUCAAGAUACAGUAAGAAUUAGGCCUGUUUAUAAAACUAAAUCCAAUCCCUGUAGAUGUUACAAACAUUGUACGCCUUCAGAAUUUGUUGGUUUUGCUCACUUCUUCACAGGGAAAUAUUUGGCAAAGACCAAAGGAAGCAUGCCACACCAUAGAAUAUGUUCAUCACUAGCCACAUUUGACAGAGACAUAAAAAUCAGGUAAAGGCUAGAUAAAUAUCUGAGCUUUCAGCAAGUAACUUUUCACAAGUCUCUUCCUACAACAGUAGCUUCUGCUUAUCCCUCUUACAGUUGUGAAUGGUUUAGGAUGUUGUGUCCUAACCACAGACUUUGUCCAUUUUGUUGUUGAUGAUGAUGUUUUUACCAUGUUAACUAAGAGUUUCUUGCAAUGCAAUAUAAUGGUGAAGUCCAGCCCUGUACAGAAGUGCCAUUUAUGUAAGUGUAUGAACUGCUUUGCACACUCAACAUAAGGAAUAGGCAAUUUGUGUCAGCCCUCGGCCUAUAACUGAAUUUUAUUCAGUGCAAUGGAAGUGCAAUGCACAGAAUGUCCAGUUAGUCUAGAAAAAGUACAGCUUUAUAAUGUCAGCUGUGAAAAAAAUCCAAGGAUGAGAAACACACUAAAAAUAUUCCUAGUUACAAUUAUAAGGAAUGAAGAAGCAGAAAGCUUGUUAGCAUUUUGAAUUUCUAACUAGUGCUCAAAUAUUGCUAUGGUGAAGCAGGAUAGACAAAUAGAUACUUCUAGUGAAACCCACUAGGACUGCAUAACAUGCGGUCUCAAACUGUAUUUUGUCCUUCAUAAUUGAUUUCCAUAGCCAAGCUGUUUAUUGUGUUUAAACAUAACAAAAAAAAAUAUUACACACAUAUUACAAAAUAAGCGAGAAGCUAGUAGAUGCAAAACUUUGAAUUUUAGUGAAAAAAAUGUGAUAAUGUCUCAUGAUGGGUGAAGGAGUGCAAAGGACCAAAUGAAAUCAGAGCUACUAAUUAGACACCCCCCACACAUGCUACUCCGUACGUUGCUAUGUGUACUAUGUAUGUGGUAGAAUGCACACUAUGAACGCCACAGCCACAUGGCACAUUGAACUCAUCUGUACGCUGCCAUCUCUUCUGGGACUGUGACGCCCCAAACCUUUGAGCAACUUCCAACAGCCAUCAUUAAAAAAAAAAAAAAAAAAAAAAAUUUACAACCUCGA